UAAACGAUCCAAUCAAUUCAUCGAUAGUUACACAUCAUCUUCUUCCUCUCGCUCUGAAAGCGAAAACCCUAUUUCUGGUAACCAAUUAAAUCAGCAAAAAAAAAACCCUAAAUCUGACGGAGUCUCUUCUCUGGUUGGGCUGCAAUGGGUGCGAGUCGCAAAUUACAAGGCGAGAUAGAUCGGGUGCUUAAGAAGGUUCAGGAAGGUGUUGAUGUUUUCGACAGCAUCUGGAACAAGGUAUAUGAUACAGAUAACGUAAACCAAAAGGAAAAGUUUGAGGCGGACUUGAAGAAGGAAAUCAAGAAGUUGCAGCGGUAUAGAGACCAGAUCAAGACAUGGAUUCAGUCCAGUGAGAUCAAAGAUAAGAAAGUCAGUGCAUCAUAUGAACAGUCCCUGGUCGACGCACGGAAGCUCAUUGAGCGAGAGAUGGAGAGGUUUAAGAUCUGUGAGAAAGAGACCAAGACAAAAGCCUUUUCUAAGGAAGGACUGGGUCAGCAACCUAAAACUGACCCAAAAGAGAAGGCAAAGUCGGAGACAAGGGAUUGGUUGAACAAUGUGGUGAGUGAACUUGAGUCGCAGAUUGAUAGCUUUGAAGCUGAGUUGGAAGGACUCUCUGUCAAAAAAGGAAAGACACGGCCACCCAGAUUGACACAUCUUGAGACAUCUAUUACAAGGCACAAGGAUCAUAUAAUAAAGUUGGAAUUGAUCUUGAGGCUUUUGGACAAUGAUGAAUUAAGUCCAGAACAAGUAAAUGACGUCAAAGAUUUUCUGGACGAUUAUGUUGAGCGAAAUCAGGAUGAUUUUGAAGAAUUUAGUGAUGUCGAUGAGCUCUAUAGUACGUUGCCACUAGAUGAGGUGGAGGGUCUUGAAGAUCUAGUUACUGCUGGCCCCCUCGUCAAGGGUACUCCUUUGAGCAUGAAGAGUUCUUUGGCAGCGUCAGCAUCUCAAGUUCGGAGUAUAAGUUUGCCAACACAUCAUCAGAGUACUUCUCAAGAUAAAACAGAGGAUACAACUUUGGAUAGCACUUCUGAGACACUUCCAAAAACCCCUCCCCCAAAGAAUGGCACCAGCCUUCACUCAGCACCAUCAACACCCGUUGGGGGACGUCCAAGUUUGAAUGUGCCCGUCAGUAAUGUUACAAAUGCACCAGUUGCCUUAUCCACUUCUAUUCCUGUUCAAACUUCCACAGAAAGCAUGGGAAGUUUGUCUCCUGUGGCUGCCAAAGAAGAAGACGCAACCACCUUGCCUACCCGUAAACCACCCUCAUCUGUUGCUGAUGCUCAGUUGAGGGGCAUUGGUAGAGUUGGUAUUCCCAGUCAGCCCCAACCAAGUCAGCCUCUGUCUCCAAGUCCAGCCAAUGGAGCUCGCAUUAGUGCAACUUCAGCAGCUGAAGUUGCAAAGAGAAAUAUAAUGGGAGUUGAGAGCAACGUCCAACCUUUAACUUCUUCACUGAGCAAAAUGGUAUUGCCACCAACUGCGAAGGGUAAUGAUGGAACUAUCUCUGAUAGUAACCCUGGUGAUGGUGCGGCUAGUAUCGGUAGAGCUUUCUCACCGUCCAUUGUAUCUGGUUCGCAGUGGAGGCCUGGGAGUCCCUUUCAGAGUCAGAAUGAAACGGUCCGUGGGAGGACUGAAAUAGCACCAGAUCAAAGAGAGAAAUUUUUGCAGCGGUUACAGCAAGUACAACAAGGCCACGGUAACCUCGUAGGCAUCCCUUCUCUAUCUGGAGGAAACGAGAAGCAGUUUUCUUCACAACAGCAAAAUCCUCUUUUACAGCAGAGCUCUGCCAUCUCUCCUCAUGGUAGCUUGGGAAUUCAGGCACCAGGUUUCAAUGUCAUGAGUCCUGCCUCCUUACAGCAGCAGUCAAAUGCCAUGACUCAGCAAUUGGGUCAGCAGCCUUCUGUUGCAGAUGUAGAUCAUGCCAGAAAUGAUGAUCAGCUGCAGCAGAACUUACCUGAUGAUUCAACUUCCAUAACAGCUUCAAAAACUAUUCCAAAUGAAGAUGAGUCUAGAGGUCUAUUUGAUACUCCGUCGGGAAUGCCCAGCUACAUGUUGGAUCCAGUACAGGUGACUAGAGACGGUCCGGAUUUCUCUCCUGGACAACCCAUACAACCUGGUCAACCUUCAAGUAGCCUUGGGGUCAUUGGUCGUAGAAGUAACUCAGAAUUAGGAGCCAUUGGUGACCCUUCGGUUGUAGGGCCGAUGCAUGAUCAAAUGCACAAUCUCCUGAUGCUUGAAGCUGCUUACUGUAGACUUCCUCAAUCCAAAGAUUCAGAACGUCCUAAACCCUAUUCUCCGAGGAACCCAACAAUCACACCCCAAACGUUUCCCCAAACGCAAGCGCCAAUCAUAAACAAUCCUUUGUUCUGGGAACGGUUAGGCAGCGACACUUAUGGAACCGAUACUAUGUUCUUUGCAUUUUAUUAUCAGCAGAACUCUUAUCAGCAAUAUCUAGCUGCAAAAGAGCUGAAGAAACAGUCAUGGAGAUACCACAGAAAGUUCAACACUUGGUUUCAGAGACAUAAAGAGCCAUUGAUUGCAACAGAUGAGUAUGAACAAGGUGCCUAUGUUUAUUUUGAUUUCCAAACACCAAAAGACGAGAGUAAAGAAGGAGGAUGGUGUCAGAGGAUCAAAAACGACUUCACGUUUGAAUACAGUUAUCUGGAAGAUGAACUUGUCGUGUAGAGAAGAGAUAUAGAUAUAUCUUUUAUAUGUAUAUACUCCUAAGCAAGUGUUAUUUUCUGCGUCUAUUUGUACUCUUCUUAUCAAUAAACUAAUUACUUUUCGUUUCA
Messenger RNA from Eutrema salsugineum, 2789 nucleotides. RefSeq names its product general negative regulator of transcription subunit 3. Bases 145 to 2682 code for a protein of 845 amino acids. Gene Ontology annotation, cellular component: CCR4-NOT core complex; nucleus; P-body. Lineage: Eukaryota; Viridiplantae; Streptophyta; Magnoliopsida; Brassicales; Brassicaceae. Gene Ontology annotation, biological process: nuclear-transcribed mRNA poly(A) tail shortening; regulation of DNA-templated transcription. The transcript is spliced from 16 exons. The record is from RefSeq and is a predicted model, not a curated record.